Molecule: messenger RNA, 2683 nt
Organism: Achroia grisella
Lineage: Eukaryota; Metazoa; Arthropoda; Insecta; Lepidoptera; Pyralidae
Gene: lobo
Product: dynein regulatory complex subunit 7-like
Exons: 14
Coding region: 14-2683 (889 amino acids)
Biological process (GO): flagellated sperm motility
Cellular component (GO): motile cilium
Source: RefSeq, a predicted model, not a curated record
AAUUACACUCAUAAUGAGUGUCCUAAAAUUAUCGUCAGAAACUAUUUCCGCUCAAAAAAAUUCAGACAUGGGGCCAAUGGAUACGUUGUUAGAAGUUAAUGAAAACGUGACUAGUGAAAUAUUCGAUCGACCUUUUGAAGAAGGUCAAAUUGAAGAAAUAUCUCCUAGAAUUUUCAGUUUAAAAGAUGUUAGAGAUUCUUUGACUAUACCAUCUUUAAACAAUGCUAUUUAUGAACUGGGAGUUGUUAAUUUGUGUUGGCCAGAAAUAUCUGAGCCCGUAUUUGAGAAUCGUACGUGUUUUCCCAAAAGUUAUUAUACGAAUUCACCUAAAGAACGCCUUCUUUUGGGUUACGCAGAAAAUUUUAGACAACAGUUCCAAUUUCAUUAUCAAGCUCGGAAACCAUUAUUGCUUCAGGCUCCCAAUGAAUGUGGUUUACAGAAAAUGGUGUGCACAACGAUAAGACCGACCAAAUUAUGCUAUGCUGAUACAAAUACAUGGCAAGGGAUCGCUGCUUUGGUGGCAGAUUACUUCGACUACGAACCCCUGACGAAACCUAUGUUACAUCCAGAACGCAUUAUGUCCCCGUACACGGCUAUAAUACGACGCAGCGGGAAUCCAUUCGAAAUAGCUCACGUGCUGGUUUCCUGGCUGAUUGGUGCGGGGUAUGACGCGUACAUAGUAGUCGGCUGUGCCAAGAGAGACGUCUGUAUGGCUAUACGAUACAGGACAAUGUGCCCUGAUAUACCGGACGAGAGGGAGAUAGUGGAGGAAAUACCACCGCCAGAAGAGGAGCCUCGAUACCGACUCGUACCUCUACCAGAUCUGAACUCUAAGUAUUGUCAGCAGAUGGACAAAAAGGAGAAAGACAAAAAACAAAGUGAAUUGGAUAAUAUCGUGAACGAAAGGCUUAGGAAAAUUGAGGAUUUAGAAAAACCACCACACGAUGAAAUCGAUGGCUGGCGGACGCAUGCUUGGAUAUUAAUAUUACCAGGCAACAUGGGUAUCGAAGAGCCAUUCUUCAUAGAGCCCAGUGAAGGUAAUGGAUACCCAUUAGACGCGAAGCAGUACCAACAUCUGGACAGUGUGUAUAAUCAUGAGAAUUAUUAUGUAAACUUACAAAGUUGUGCUGAAGGCCUGGAUAGCCUGAAGUAUGACUUGGCUAAUUUAUCAUGCUGGGAACACCUCCUCGCUGGCGAACCAUUCCAUAGAAGACAAAUGUUAGGAGUCGAUACUGCCGACAAGAGAACAGCAGUUGACACUGAGAAGCACUUGGACGUUCCAGCUAGCUGGGUGGAGAAACUAGAUAUUAGCGCUGAUGAAUUCGAACAAAGAUAUCCUGGUAGUCAUAAAGUGAUUCAUUACAAGAAGGUGAUCCUGGAAAAGUUCUCACCAUAUUCUCAGAGAGAUGGUAUCGUGAAGAGAGUCAAGAUUUUUGAUGACUAUGCCCUCACUAUCCCGCUACUUACAUACGAGUGGUACAAAAAUAGGGUUGACAAGAUGGAUACGGUCAAGAUAGACCAUGUCAAAAAAGAAAUAUUGGAGAAGUUUGGUAUCGGUAGGAAGGACCACAUAAUAAAACACGUGUAUUCAAUAGAAGCACCGGUUGUGUCAGUGGAAGGUGUUCGAACUUUGGAGUUCAAUUACUACGCACGUCUGGACCAUCUCACCAAGCUUGUAUGCACCCCACUGACCUUUGAUGAACACUAUACCAAUAGAGAGGAUAGGUUAGAAUCUAGAAUGAUUGUCUAUACAGAAGGCACCAAAAUGGAACCUAAACGUCAAAUAAAGGAUAUAACAGAGACAUAUGGAAGAAAUCAUUCUGUACCAGCUAAGGAUGAUGUUUUUAAGAAAAUCUUUCAUAUCCAAGAGAACACUAUAGAACUAUACUACCAUUAUGCAUAUAACUUUGUCACGAAUGAUAGUAGAAGCUAUACAAAGCCUAAUUUAGCGGAGUCUGGUGGCAAAAUACUUUAUUAUCCUGAAAAAACUUCAGGUUACAUUGCUGACCCAUGCGCUAAACCGCCACGACCUCUGAACAUUUAUUACGCUCUUUGUGAGAAUAUGGAAUGGGAGUACAAGACUAACAAACACAUAAGAGAUCGGGAGUCAGAUAUUAAUGGAUACUUGAAACAGCGGCACAAGGAGUUGACAGAGCCUCUUUUGUUUGUCGCCUUAUUUGAUACUGAGAGGAACGAAGCGGCAAAAAAAGGAUGGAAAGAACAAGAGACAAAAAGAGCCGAGGUGACAGAAAGAGAAAAGGAGGCUGAGAUCGACCCACUGGCUCCGUACCUCGCUCGUAUGUUUGGCUCCGGUCACGGGGCUGGUUCACCGCUUUCAAUCAAGGAGGCCACAUUAGUCAGAGAACAAUGUAUUAACGACUUCAGAGCUAAACAACUGGCCAGGCAGAAUUUGGUGCAGGAAAGAUUCGACACGCUAAAUGAUGAAUACAAAAGCAAGAGACUUUGGUAUCUGGCAAACCAGUUCAUCCUAACACCUGAAAAGGAGAGUGCCUACUUUGCUACAAGUGCUGAAUUGGCGUUCAAGGUGCACGCAUUAGAAGUAAGGCUGACAAGGCACAGGGACCUCUCGGAGCCGCGGUUCAAGAUGCUCCGGGACUAUCUGGACAAGCAUCCUCUCCUCAAGGAAUACAACCGCAUGAGGCACUACUAUGGCGUGAAAUAG